AUGGGCCUCCAGAACACCAAACACCCCAAAGCCAAGCAAGCUAAGAUACUGAUGUUAGGGCUGGAUUCUGCAGGGAAAUCCACACUGCUGUACAAGUUCAGGUAUAAUGAUGUUUUUCUAACCAUCCCAACCAUCGGCUUCAACGUUGAUAUGAUUGAAAUCCAGAAAGAUUUUACACUGACCUUCUGGGAUGUUGGAGGGCAAGAAAAAAUGAGGCAGGUUUGGUGCCAUUUCCUGGAAGACACAGAUGGGCUGCUGUAUGUUGUGGACAGCUCUGAUAAGCAACGUCUGGAGGAAUCAAAGAAAGAAUUUGAAUUUGUUUUAAAGAAUGAAUGUCUCAAAAGCGUGCCGGUCAUGGUGCUGGCAAACAAGCAGGAUCUGCCUGGAGCUUUGAAUGCUGAGGAAAUAACCAGGAAAUUCCACAUCAAAAAAUACUGCAGUGACAGAAAUUGGUACGUACAGCCCUGUUGUGCCAGCACAGGAGAAGGAUUGUCAGAAGCUCUCCAAAGAUUGACUGCAUUUGCAAAACAGCACAGGAGAUCAAAGGAGACUUCGACAGUCUUUAAGGAAAUCAAAACACUUUAAGAAUUUCUGUCACCAGAUUCUGACCUCCCAAAGCCACAAGAUCAAGAAUUCAGAAGGGAACCCAUC
Molecule: messenger RNA, 651 nt
Organism: Calypte anna (Anna's hummingbird)
Lineage: Eukaryota; Metazoa; Chordata; Aves; Apodiformes; Trochilidae
Gene: ARL14
Product: ADP ribosylation factor like GTPase 14
Exons: 2
Coding region: 1-585 (194 amino acids)
Biological process (GO): intracellular protein transport; vesicle-mediated transport
Cellular component (GO): cytoplasm
Molecular function (GO): GTPase activity; GTP binding
Source: RefSeq, a predicted model, not a curated record